Molecule: messenger RNA, 621 nt
Organism: Alternaria alternata
Lineage: Eukaryota; Fungi; Ascomycota; Dothideomycetes; Pleosporales; Pleosporaceae
Exons: 1
Coding region: 1-621 (206 amino acids)
Source: RefSeq, a predicted model, not a curated record
AUGAACGACAAGGAGGCCAGUGCAGCAGCGUCUUCGUCGUCCGAUCAUCCCCCACCAACACAGGGUGCAUAUGCCCGUGUCCCACAACAGAAUGCGUACCCUACCACAACCACACUCCCUACGCAACCCGAUUUGUCCUCGACACAGCCGACGACAAUGAUGUCUCCAGUUUCGCCUAUAACACCAGGAGGCCAAGCACCAUGGGCGUCAACAUCAACUUUCGGAGGCGCAACAGCAACGGGAGCCGGAGCUGGAGCUGCAACGGCAGCCGCAGGGCAUGCACUACACAGCUCCACCCCAGCGCCUAGAUACUCCGACGAAAAGCCACCACAGCGCCACCAAUACAUCGAUUCGAAGAUACCGGAAAGUAACGAGAUGCCUACAAACGCAAAUGUCUGGGAAAUAGAUGGUAGGGAAAUGCCGCCACCUAGCGAACUCGAUGCAGGAAAGAGAGACGGGUUGAACUUGGGGAACAUAGGAAGUAAUGCACAGGCACAAGGGCAGACUCAGCAACAAGAAUAUGUUGCGUACAGGCCGCCGAGCGUAGGGAAUGGACAGUCGAAUUGGAGUGGACAGAAUGGCGAGUUUUCGGGUAACAAACCGGUUGGUCAAGCCAUUUGA